AUGUCGACCUUCGGUGAGCAGUCCAUGGGCGCGCUCGUCUGGGUGCCCCAUGACAACGAGGUCUGGAAGAAGGCCCAGGUCAUCGAGAAGCCGACCGAGACGACGGUCACCGUGCGCCUCAUCGCCGACGGCGACGACUACGACCCCGAAGACGGCGUUGUCAAGACCUUUGACGUGCGCGAGAUCGCCAAGCUCGCGGGCGAGGUCUCGGCCACCGCGAUGCCCAUCUGCAACACCUUUGAGAAGCUCGGCGUCGAGGACAUGUGCACGCUUAACCAUUUGCACGAGCCGGCGGUCUUGAAGAACCUCCAGCUGCGCCACGCGCAGAGCACGCCGUAUACGUACACGGGCCAGAUCUGCAUUGCAGUCAACCCGUACAAAUGGCUCGACCUCUAUGGCGAGGAUCUCUACCAAAAGUACCUGGACCAGCCGCGCGCAGAGCUUGGGCCGCACCCGUUCGCGCUCUCGGCCACCUCGUACCUCGACAUGCGCAAGCACCGCAUCGAGCAGAGUAUCCUCGUGAGCGGCGAGUCCGGUGCUGGCAAGACGGAGACGGUCAAGAUCAUGAUGCACCACUUGGCGUCCGUGUCCGGCGGCGGCGAGAAGGGCUCGACCGUCAUUGACCAGGUCCUCAAGUCCAACCCGCUCCUCGAAGCCUUCGGUAAUGCCAAGACCAAGCGCAACGACAACAGUUCGCGCUUCGGCAAGUUUGCGCAGCUGCAGUUUGACGCGAGCGGGUACCUCAUUGGCGCGCGCUGCGAGACGUACUUGCUCGAGAAGAGCCGCGUCGUCGGCCAGACCCAGGGCGAGCGCAACUACCACAUUUUCUACCAAGUGUUUUCGCUCGCGUCGGAGCUCAAGAAGUCGCUCUUCCUCGAGGGUAACGUCGCCGACUACAACUUUGUCAAGGUCGGCGCUGGCUCGCGCGUCGACAACACGGACGACUCGGUCUUUCUCCAAGAGACGAAGGAUGCCAUGGACACGAUCGGGAUCGACGACCGCGAGCAGCACGGUAUCUUUGAGAUCGUCUCGGCCAUCUUGAACCUCGGCGAGGUUGAGUUCACGGCGGUCAACGCUGAGAGCAGCCAGGUGUCGACGUCCGAGAACCUCGCUGCCGUCGCCGCGCUCCUCAAGACGGCGCCAGAAGCGCUCACCAAGACGCUCUGCCAGCGCACGAUGACGACGCGUGGCGAGACGUUUACGAUCCCGCUCAAGGUCGACCAGGCCUUUGACCUCCGCGACGCGUUCGCCAAGGGUAUUUAUUCGCGCCUCUUCGACUGGCUCGUCGGGCGCAUCAACCGCGCGAUCUGCUCGACCAAGAACGUCGCGUCGCACAUUGGUCUCCUCGACAUCUUUGGCUUCGAGUCGUUCGACCACAACGGGUUUGAGCAGCUCUGCAUCAACUACGCCAACGAGAAGCUGCAGCAAAAGUUCAACAGCGACAUCUUCAAGACCGUCCAGACCGAGUACGUCGAAGAGGGCAUCCCGUUGGACUUGGUGACGUUCGAGGACAACCAGCCGAUCCUCGACCUCAUCGAAGGCAAGCUCGGCAUCGUCGACAUGCUCAACGAGACGGGUCUCCAGCCCAAGGGCGACGACCGCAUGUUUGUCAACAAGGUCAACGAGUCGUUCGCGGACCACAAGAACUAUGAGAAGAUCCGCACCAACCCGAUGCAGUUCAAGAUCCUCCACUACGCCGGCGACGACACGCUCCCGGCCGACCUCAUGGAGCUCCUCGCGUCGAGCCAGUCGUCGUUCAUCCGCGACGUCUUCCCCGAGCUCGCCAAGGGCGGUGUCUCGAAGGACAAGAACGCCAAGCCGCCGUCGCGCCGCCAAGGCUUCCUCGUCGGCAACACGAUCGCGGGUUCGUUCCGGAAGCAGCUCGGCGAGCUCAUGGACCAGAUCGCCAAGACGUCGACGCAGUACGUCCGCUGCAUCAAGCCCAACGCCAACAAGAGUGCGACCGAGUUUGAUCGGCACAUGGUCGUGGACCAGCUCCGGUGUGCGGGUGUCAUUGCCGCGAUCCGCAUCAGUCGCGCCGCGUUCCCGAACCGCCUCUCGCUCAAGGAGUUUACCUCCCGCUUUGCGAUCAUUUGCCCGUCCAAGCUCCGGACGGCGCCGCCCGAGGCCAUGGUGCACGGCCUCCUCGAGAUCCUCGGCAUCUCCGAGUCCUCGUCUCGGAACGCCCGCUUCGCGAUCGGGCGGACCAAGGUCUACUUCUCGUCUGGCCUCUUGCAGCAUCUCGAAGACCAGCGCGCGGUCGUCUUGCGUCAGUACGCCACGCGUAUCCAAGCACACAUGCGCGGAUAUGUGCUCCGGAAGCGCUUCGUCGCCAAGCGCCAGACUGCGAUCCGCGUCCAGACGCUGUACCGCAUGCACGUGGCCCAGAAGGCGUACCGCCGCAUGCAGCGUGGUACGAUCCGCCUCCAGACGCGCGUCCGCGGAAUGCAGGCGCGCAAGCGCUUUGCAGUCAUCGUCGAAGCCGAGCGCGCGCGCAAGGCUGCAGAGCUCGCGCGUCAAGUCGCCUUUCAGAAGGCCAAGGCCGCUGCCGAGGCUGCCGAAGUCAAGGUGCAAGCUGCAAACAAGGCAACGCGCGCGGCCGAGAUCAAGAUCAUGGAGGAAGACAAGACCCGGACCUCGAGCAACGUCGACGACGAACCGGUAGACACGAGUUCCGACGACGGCGACCGCCUCUCGGCAUCGUCGCAGAGCAUCCUGACGUCGGCGGCGGCACGCGUGGCCGAGGCUGAGGCCGCGGCCGUCGAAGCGCAAAAGGCAGCGAUGGCCGCUCUGACACACAACCGCGUCAUUCAAGCCGAGAACGAGUCGCUUCGUGCCAAGAUGGCCGCAUACGUGGCCGAGCACGCCGACGCGGAGCUUCUUCGUGAGAACGAGCGCCUUAAGCACCAAGUGCUCACGCUCCAGAGCAAGCUCGUCCGCGCCCAGGAAGUGUCUCUCAUUAGCGCCAAGGUGGUCGACAGCCGCAUUACCUUCCGCGAAGGCCGUCAGUUUGUCGAGUACAAGCUCCAGAUCGAGACCAACAGCCGUGGCACGCUCUUUGUGUGGCACCGGUACUCGACGUUCCGGAACCUCGCGACAACGCUGCAGACCAAGAACGGGUACCGCCGCAAGGACAUCCCGGACCUCCCGAACAAGCAGCUCUUUGGCAACUUUACGGAUCGCAUCAUCCAGGAGCGUAUCCAGAAGCUCAACGAAUUCCUCGAAGCCGCGACCAACACCGACUACCUGCAGUGGGGCAUCCGCGUCGACCAAGACACGUGCGUCUACAAGCGCCGGACGCGGUCGUCGUCGGGUGCGGACCGCGAGUCGAUCGCGAUUGGGCGCGAGUCGAUGGCGCUGACGCACAACUCGUCGAUGGCGUCGGAAGACACGUCGCGCGAGUCGGUGUCCCGGGAGUCGUUCUCGAUCCGCGAGUCGCUCUCGAGCAAGUUUUCGCUGCGUCGGACCGUCUCGCACCACGGGUACGUGGGCGCAACGACGACCGGCGUUGGCUUGCUCAUGCUCUUCUUCUUCUCUCUCUGGGACUGA
Saprolegnia parasitica CBS 223.65 is the source of this 3549-nucleotide messenger RNA. RefSeq lists its product as hypothetical. Gene Ontology annotation, cellular component: cytoplasm; actin cytoskeleton; myosin complex. The coding region runs from base 1 to 3549 and encodes 1182 amino acids. NCBI's taxonomy places the organism in Eukaryota, Oomycota, Saprolegniomycetes, Saprolegniales, Saprolegniaceae. Gene Ontology annotation, biological process: vesicle transport along actin filament; actin filament organization. The transcript has 4 exons. The record is from RefSeq and is a predicted model, not a curated record. Gene Ontology annotation, molecular function: actin filament binding; ATP binding; microfilament motor activity.